Molecule: messenger RNA, 1062 nt
Organism: Eutrema salsugineum
Lineage: Eukaryota; Viridiplantae; Streptophyta; Magnoliopsida; Brassicales; Brassicaceae
Product: pre-mRNA-splicing factor SPF27 homolog
Exons: 6
Coding region: 44-805 (253 amino acids)
Biological process (GO): mRNA processing
Cellular component (GO): precatalytic spliceosome; Prp19 complex; catalytic step 2 spliceosome
Source: RefSeq, a predicted model, not a curated record
CUCUCGGCAAAUUCUGACUGCAAUAUCGGAAGUGGAGGCGGUCAUGGCGACGAACAAUGGAGACGUAUUGAUGCUGGAGGCGGCGCCGGAGGCUGCGAGGCCAUGGGCGAGCGCGGCGAACGCAGAAGUUAUCGAUGCGCUUCCUUAUAUCGACGAUGACUACGGUAAUCCACUGAUUAAGGCGGAGGUCGACCGUUUGGUGGAAGAAGAAAUGCGUCGGAGCUCUAGGAAGCCGGCUGAUUUUCUCAAGGAGUUGCCUCCUCUUCCAAAGUUCGAUUUCGAGAACUGCCCAGUUCUUGGCAAAGAGUAUGAGCGUGUUCGAGCUGGGAAGCCUCCAGUGCGGAUCGAUUUUGAAUCCCGAUACAAGCUUGAACUGCCUCCUGCUAGUAAGAAAAAUGAUGAUGCUGCCUGGAAGCAGUAUCUUCAGAAGAAUCAACGGUCAUUGCAACAGAAGAUGAUCGAGCUUGAGAAUUUGGAAUUGAUGUCAAAACAUGGUCCCGAGCUUUGGAGACAGAACAACCAUCGGCUAGAAGUAUUCUUGACCAGAAUGCAAAGACUAGCUCAGGAGCAGAACGUGGAAAUUGAAAAAGUAAAUCGUGAAAGGAAGUAUCAUCAGCAAACCACAGCGUACGAGCUCAAUGCUCUGUCUCAAGAAUGGAGACAGCUCUGUGUGAAGAAUAUGGAGAUUCAGUCUGCUUGUGCCGUGCUUGAGACACAACUCGAUUCGUUCAAAAGGGAAGCUGCUGAAAGGGGAUGGAACUUAGAAGAGAAACUAGAGAGUGCCAAGCCGCUUCAACCGCAGUGAGACAACCUUGCUGGGGGCUGUUGGCGUCGCCCUUGCUUAAGCAAAUCGUAUAAGAUUUGUUAGUGAAAAAUGAUGUUUUUUUUAAAACCUUCUAUCAAUCUAUCAUGUCUUCUCUAUAUUUGAAUGUUUGUUUUUCAACCAUAUUAUUUAUAGUAUAUGAUAAUGAUUUUAUCUGAAAUAUAUUAGGCAAUGAGUGUUUCUGUUUAUGUAACGAACAAAUCACAUUUUUAGAAUGAUGCAGUGACCGGUUUACAAUU